Molecule: messenger RNA, 1382 nt
Organism: Cladophialophora immunda
Lineage: Eukaryota; Fungi; Ascomycota; Eurotiomycetes; Chaetothyriales; Herpotrichiellaceae
Exons: 2
Coding region: 180-1061 (293 amino acids)
Cellular component (GO): membrane
Source: RefSeq, a predicted model, not a curated record
GGUUGGAUAUAUAUUGAGGUUUGAGUCCCGAAGUGCUGGUAUCCCUCGAGUUCUCUACCUCCUUUCCGUGCUUCACGUCAAGAGAUAUCUCGUUCCUGGUCUAUUUACCCCCUUAUACUGUUCCUCCCCGUCUCUCCCCUUCCAAGCGCUGCCCCGUCUGAACAGCCAAAUCGACCACAAUGGCAAAAGGCGACUCGGACUUCAAACUCUACCGCUACGACCCCUCGUUAGGCGCGGCCGUGAUCUUCGUCAUCCUGUUCGCCCUCGCGUCUUUCCUGCACACGUACCAGCUGGUCCGCACGCGGACAUGGUUCUUCGUCCCCUUCUGCGUCGGCGGGUACUUUGAGGCGAUCGGGUACGUCGGGCGGGCGAUUGGAUCUCAAGAGAGCCCGAACUGGAGCGUGGGUGCAUACGUGCUGCAGUCGGUGCUCAUCCUCGUGGCGCCCGCGCUGUUCGCGGCCAGCAUCUACAUGGAGCUCGGGCGGAUCAUCGUGCUCACGGACGGGACGAAGCACUCGCUGUUGAACCCGCGGUGGUUGACAAAGGUCUUCGUGGCGGGCGAUGUCUUUUCGUUCCUGAUGCAAGCGUCUGGUGGAGGGAUUAUGGCCGGCGGCACCGCGUCGUCCAUGAACACGGGCAAGAACAUCAUCAUCGGCGGCCUCACCCUGCAGGUCAUCUUCUUCUCCUUCUUCGUCGUCGUGGGGUUGACCUUCCACCUCCGCAUGCACCGGGUCCCGACGUCGCGGGUCCUGGCCCACGCCGACAUCGCGACGACCUGGAAGAAGCACAUGUACACCCUGUACGGCGGCAGCCUGCUCAUCCUCGUGCGGUCCCUCUUCCGCCUGGUCGAAUAUGGGCAGGGGAACGCCGGCUACCUGAUCUCGCACGAGGUGUUUCUGUACGUCUUCGACGCGGUGCUGAUGUUCGCGACCAUGGUUCUCUUCGCCGUGUUCCACGGCAGCGAGCUCAACGCGUUGUUGAAGGGCGGUCACGGCAAGGUCGUCAGGCGGGUCGUGUCGGUCUACAGCUUGAAAGGGAACGGAGGGCGCGGCCUCCCGUGAUCUGCAGGACAAAAGUCGUGUCUUUCAUUAUAGAGUCAAGAGCCGGGACACGUGGGAAGGUGGGUACGGACGCCGGCGUUUGUCAAAGACCUAUUCGCGUUCUGGUUCCGUUGGUGUAUUUUCCCGUGGCCCAAAAUAGAAAGCAAUGGUGGGAUUUCUGUAGAUUAGAUUGAGAAGGCGUUUGGAGACUCUGCAUGUGUGAUAUUUCCGCUUCUUGCCCGUGUACAACACGCUCACAUUUUUGUCGCCUGGGAAAGUGAAACGUUUCAAUAGGCGAAUGCUUGCGCGGCUCAAGACAAUCGACAACCACGAAAACAAGGG